AUUUUGGCUAGCCAGAGUAUAACUGGUCUAAGAUAGGAAGUCAAUAGCAGCUUGAGCCAUAUGUAAAAUAAUCGUUUCUGGCUACUCCCAAAUGAAUGGCGCUCUGAGAACUUUUCUUACUUGUGUGAACUUCUACAUAUGGCUCAAUGCUCACUAGUCAUUUCUGAAGUUAUAAAAUUUCGUGUCUCGAACAAGCGUCUAAUCUGGGAGUCUUGAAUACCAACAGAAAAAGAUAAUAGAAAUUCGGCCUCGACAACAAAUAACCGAAUGACUUUAUGCUGGUACUCGAUGAACGUUCAAGCUUAAACCCUUGUGCUCCAGACCUUUGAUAACUCUCAUAUGAAUAUAGCCCCACAACUCUCGGUUGGAGCACUUUGUUUAUUUCCGUUACCUGCGUAAUGCCGGCAUCGUUUCCAACACGACUUGUUGUUAUUAUGUUGUCAUGCACAACUAACGGUUUUAUAACAAGUCCCCAUAACAGUACACUGACAACAAACAAACAACAUAGUCGAAAUAUACAGAGUUUUUCACGCUGCCAGUUCGAAAACGAAACGAAAUUUGAAGCAAAAACUCAAAAACGUCAAAUAUUGAAUUUAUAAAAAAAGUGUUAAAAAUUUUUCGUAAACAAUUUUAAAAUUGUAGUAUAUUUUGUUUUUGUAAGUAUGCUACGGGAGGAUGAUAUACGCAAUGCGGCAGCGCGACGUCGAAACUUGCUGUUUCUCACACAACGGUUUCUUGCCGACAAUGGCUUCUAUCAAGCGGCUGAGGCGUUAAAGAACGAGGCACGUCUGCCAGCCGAGGAAUAUGAGCUAUGCGACAAUAUUGACUUGGAUAGCAUUUACUUGGAAUACGCCAGCUAUUAUCACCUGAAAUUCGGAAAGUAUCCGAAAAUUGUGCGCAAGUUAAAGCCCACCGUGAAGUUGGAGGUGAAUGCGAAAACUAAAUCGAAGACGAAGAACACGCUAACGCACACGACCAGUGCAACGCAGGCUGAGCUACCGCCAGCUGAGCCACUAACGAAUCCAGGUGAUUUAGAGCUGACCGUUAAGAAAGUGGAGAGCUUGAGUUCGAUUGGCAGCGCUAGCACCAUAGUGGCGAGCAGCAGCACUGGCAAUAUAGGUGGCGAAGAGAAUCGUGGAUCAGCGCUUAUACGUCUGCAAGAGAUCGAACACCCGGCUGGGGCUGUUGCCGCAGCUGAUGGACUGCUGAAUCAGCAGGACUGGCAGAAUCUGGCGGAGCUCGUAAAGACGACAAUAAUGCGUGAUGAACUCAAGCUCACUUGGACGGAUAUGUGUGGGAAUGCGAGCGCCGUGGAAAUUGUUAAGGAGGCUGUGCUCACGCCACUCAAAUAUCCGCAGCUCUUUGCGAACGGUUUGCGUCCAUGGAAGUCGGUGCUGCUGCAUGGCCCACCCGGCAGCGGCAAGACAUUGCUUGCGAAAAUACUCUACGCCGAAACGCGCAAUCAGGUGACUUUCUUCAAUGUCACCAGCAGUGUGGUGGUGUCCAAGUGGCGUGGUGAGUCCGAGAAAAUAAUGCGUAUACUCUUUCACAUGGCACAAAAGCAUGCGCCUUCGAUUAUUUUCUUCGACGAAAUCGAGGGCUUAACAUCGCGUCGUGACCGUCCGAGCGACCAUGAGUCAUCGAAACGUUUCAAGAAUGAACUGCUGCAGCUGUUAGAUGGCAUGGAACAGCAAAUGAGUAGUGUAUUUGUGCUGGCAAGCAGCAAUCUGCCGUGGGAUAUUGAUGAUGCUUUUCUGCGGCGUUUCGAAAAGAAACUUUUGGUACAACUACCAAACGCUAUAGAACGCGCUUUACUCAUCGGCAAGCAGCUGCCCAUAAUGCUGGCGGUGACGAAAGAGCAAAUAGAAUUGUUGGUGCGCAUCUCAGAGCAUUUCACGGGCGAUGAAAUACGUUUGGCCUGCAAAGAGAUCGCCAUGCAAAUGAUUAGACGUGCAACGCGUGUUUCUAGAGCAGAUGAGAAGAAGGAGGAAGCGGUGUCACUGCAACAAGCUUUCGAGCAAAUCAAGCCGUUGAGUCUGAAGUUGAUGAAACGUCAUCUGCAGUGGCAAGACGGGCAUGGCUCGUAAGCAAAAGCAGGUGUAGGAGUUUUUUCAGGCUUUACUAUAUUUGUCUACCAUAUUUAUUUUGGAU
Bactrocera dorsalis (oriental fruit fly) is the source of this 2151-nucleotide messenger RNA. Its product is annotated as katanin p60 ATPase-containing subunit A-like 2. The transcript has a single exon. The record is from RefSeq and is a predicted model, not a curated record. NCBI's taxonomy places the organism in Eukaryota, Metazoa, Arthropoda, Insecta, Diptera, Tephritidae. The coding region runs from base 663 to 2087 and encodes 474 amino acids. Gene Ontology annotation, molecular function: ATP binding; ATP hydrolysis activity; protein binding.